Molecule: messenger RNA, 1549 nt
Organism: Lingula anatina
Lineage: Eukaryota; Metazoa; Brachiopoda; Lingulata; Lingulida; Lingulidae
Product: 26S proteasome non-ATPase regulatory subunit 9
Biological process (GO): proteasome regulatory particle assembly
Cellular component (GO): nucleus; cytoplasm
Molecular function (GO): protein binding
Source: RefSeq, a predicted model, not a curated record
AUGUCUGCGCCCAGCGUUGCUAGCGUGAAAGAAUUGAUAGCUCAAAAGGAUGCGUUAGAAGCAGAAAUGAAGGAACUUAUGGAUGUUCUGGAGUCACAAGGCGGAGUGGGAAUGGAUGGUCCAAUUUUAGAUGAAGAACAGUAUCCAAGAUCUGAUAUAGAUGUAUACACUGUACGCCAUGCAAGGCACAGGAUAGCAUGCCUCCAGAAUGACCACAAGGCCAAGAUGAAGGAAAUAGAGGAAAAUCUCUAUCAACUCCACGAGGAGGCAAGGAAACAGAAAGAACAGGCAAUGGAGGUAGACAGUUCUGCCCAAGAAGCAAAGAUGGAUACUGCGAUAGCUGAGAAACCUUUUGCCAAAAUUGACCGGGUGGACUCUGGCUCUCCAGCCUCUCAGGCAGGUCUUACAUUAGGAGAUGAGAUUGUAGAGUUUGGAUCAGUCAAUGCCAAAAAUUUCACAACACUUCAGAAUAUUGCGACAGUUGUCCAACACAGUCAAGGGAGUCCACUCCAUGUCAGUGUAAUAAGGCAGGGGGAGAGGACACACUUGUCUCUGACACCACAAACAUGGAGUGGAAAAGGACUGUUGGGGUGUAACAUUGUACCACUGAAGAGGUGACAGAGAUGCCAGGGAAAAAUCAGUUUCAUAUGAGAAGAAAAACUAUAUUGAAGCAGUGCAAGUCUAACUGAGUGAAAAUCUGGGGAGCUAUCAAGUGUAUCCCCUACAGAGCCGAUAAUUAAUUACCCCCUAGCAGCUUCAGUAGGCCUGACAGACAUCUAAGCCGCUCAAGUUAAUAGCAAUUUAGAUCGAUCCACAGUUAGCAAGAUGGGGUCUGGGAUUGGUCCCUUAUUGUUAUGCAAUUUUCAUCAUGGGCGCACCAGUACAGAGGACUGUCUUUAUCUUCUGACAGAACUUGGCAUCAGUUAACAAACAAUAUUGAAAUUGCUGAAUCCGGAGCUUUAGUGUUCAUUCACUUUUUAAAAAUCCCACUUUUCACUCUAAAUCCAAAUUUUCUUUUUGUAAAUUUUAUGCAUAAUUACAUAAAAAAGUAAUGACUCAAAGAUGAAAGUGGUCUGUUGCUAAGUUUACUCUAUAUAGAUCUUAAAAACAAUGAUGAUCAUUUGAUAAAAUGUUCAUGGAUCAUUCAUGCUUUCAAAAUUAAGCAAUGUUGUGUAUAAAAUAUGCGCAUUUAAAAAAGAUCUGAACACAUUUUUAAAAGAAGAAUUUUUGAAAUAUUUUUAUUAUUUCUGAAUUCUGGGAUGCGCUUGCAUUGUCAAUAAACAAAGUAUGCAGAUACUGAGUAUUUUAUGUGUAAAGUGCACUUUCAUCCACCUUGAUAUUACAAAAAAAGGUAAAGAAAAUAUAAAUUACGCUGCUUUCAAAUUAUAAAAAGUAAAAAUUACAUUUUUCAUGUGUGUAUAAUACAGUAUUGGGUAAUUACACUUUUUCAUCAAUAUAAGCUCAAACUGUUUUAUAUCUGAAAUGUAUACUUAUGGUUAGCUGGAAAACACAUCGUAAAAUGUUUAAAAUAAAAAAAAGUUGCUUUUAA